Cataglyphis hispanica is the source of this 1892-nucleotide messenger RNA. Its product is annotated as xaa-Pro aminopeptidase 3-like. Gene Ontology annotation, cellular component: mitochondrion. The record is from RefSeq and is a predicted model, not a curated record. Bases 265 to 1794 code for a protein of 509 amino acids. Lineage: Eukaryota; Metazoa; Arthropoda; Insecta; Hymenoptera; Formicidae. The transcript has 5 exons. Gene Ontology annotation, molecular function: metalloaminopeptidase activity; manganese ion binding.
AAGAGAAAGAGAGGAAGAGAGAAAAAGACAUAUUUUGUUUUAAUUUAUUAUUAGUUUAUAUAUAUUUUUUAUUUAUAUUAUUAACCGAUAUAUUUUUUAAAUGUAAAUAUUAUUUAAAAAACUAUUAUUUCUGAAAAACGCGGCAUCUUUUACGUAAGCUGACGUGAUUGGGCAAUUUCUCGUGUUAUCUAUUACAAAUAAGUAAAAUACGAAGUCGAUAAUAAGCAUCAAUCAUCUCUACGCUACAAACAUUUCAAGAAAAAUAUGUUUAAUAGCAUAAAACAUUCAUUAAGAUAUAAUCCAAGUAAAUUUGGUUAUCAGUUAUUAGCACAUUUCUCAGCAGAAACAACAGUUAAAAGCGAUACAACGCAACGAGAAUGCACACGAAAUUCUUAUUCACAUAUCAUGUGUGGACAACCUACGUCGAUAACACAUCCCCACUUAAUAAAACAUGGAGAAGUACUGCCAGGUAUAUCGCUUCAGGAACUUGAGAGAAGACGUUCCAAGUUAGUAGAAAGCGUUACGCUAGCAAUGCAUACUAAGAAUAUACAUAGGCAACAAAUUGUCAUCAUACCUGCAUCGCACAAAAUCUACAUGUCCGACAAAAUACCAUAUGUCUUUCGACAAAAUACAGACUUUCUGUAUUUCUCUGGAUGCCAAGAACCAGAUAGUAUCUUAGUGCUCACAUGCAAGAAAGAUAAGUCCUCAUUCAUUUUAUUUGUGAGACCAAAAGACGAACAUUCAGAAUUAUGGGAUGGUCCAAGAACUAGCGUUGAAACAGCAGCUGAAAUAUUUGGAAUCGAUCAUGCUCUGCCGAUUACAAAAUUUGAACAAUUUAUGACUUCACUCAUUCUGGAGGAUAAGAAAAGCAUUAUAUGGUAUGAUCACGCUGAUAUUAUUCAACCGAUUUUACAUAAGAAGCUAUGCCAAUUGAUUAAACUGACGGACAAUCAAAUAUUUGCUUCUCCUAAGACUUUGUUUCAUCAAAUUCGCUUGAUCAAGAGCACUUGCGAAAUCAAUUUGAUGCGCGAAAGCUGUCAAAUAGCCUCUGACGCUAUUAUAAAAACAAUUCAAUCUUCAAAACCAGAGAUGAAUGAACAUCAGUUAUUCGCUACUGUAGAUUAUGAAUGUCGUAUGCGCGGAGCUGAAUAUUUGGCGUAUCCUCCUGUUGUAGCAGCGGGCAGGAAUGCAAAUAUAAUACAUUAUAUCAGUAAUAAUCAAAUUAUUCGAAAGGGUGAUUUGGUUUUAAUGGAUGCAGGCUGUGAAUAUCAUGGCUAUUCAUCCGAUAUAACGAGAACAUGGCCGAUUAGCGGAAAAUUUUCACCAGAGCAAAAAGUCCUUUACGAAAUAGUGCUUGAUGUGCAAAAAAAUUUAAUAGAGACCUUGAAAGACAUGCCUUCAUUGGACAAUGUAUUUCGUCAAAUGUGCUUUCUUCUGGGGAAAAGAUUACAAGAAAUUAAUUUGAUACCGAAGAACUUAGAUGAAGAGAAGUUGUUAACAGCCGCGUACACGUAUUGUCCGCAUCAUGUCAGCCAUUAUUUAGGAAUGGAUGUGCAUGACACAGGAAAGAUAUCCAGAAGCAUAAAGAUACAACCUGGAAUGAUAAUAACCAUAGAACCUGGUAUAUAUAUAAGCCCAAAAAAUCUUCAUGCACCAUCACACUUUCAUGGAUUAGGUAUUCGUAUAGAGGAUGAUAUCUUAGUGACAGAAAAUGGUUCAGAAGUUUUGACAAAAAAUUGUCCAAAGGAGAUAGCGGAAAUUGAAACACUAGCAAGUCAAAAUCAAGAAUUUUAAUGCUGACAAUUGAAAUAUCCAAUAUACAUGCAGUAAGGUGUUUUUUUAUUCACAUGUAUAUAAAAAAUAUAAGUAUAAAUGUGAUAUUUACAUAUUAA